Seminavis robusta is the source of this 681-nucleotide messenger RNA. Lineage: Eukaryota; Bacillariophyta; Bacillariophyceae; Naviculales; Naviculaceae. The record is from the annotation of a GenBank genome assembly.
AUGGCAUCCAAGAUUGGGUGCUUGUUGGCUUUCACUGCUUUGCUGAAGGCAUCUCUAGCAUGGGGUCCAGUUCCCGCCACAUCUUCCCGGAUACGCCGAGUGCGGUGUCAGCUGGGUGCUACCGAUCUCGCGAUGAGUGCUAACCUCCAUGGACAGAAUUCAUGUUUCCUACCCUUGAAGCAACUAGACCAGGACUAUUUUGCGCCUCGUAUAAUUCAGAUUGCUGGUGCCUACCCAGGGUUGACUCGAGAAGAAUUCUUUGCCGUUACGUCGGAACCAGCACCUGAUGUGGGCCAGUGGUCGUAUGACUUUAGUGAUCCCGAUGGACCUCAGAUGGGAACCGUUGCUGUGGAAGGGAGCCCACAAGUGCAUGACUGCGAAGAUCCAGUUGUCCUCAUUGCGGAGCAUCCAUCAUUGGGCGUUCCUCUGCCCGACGAGCUUGAAAAUCCAGUGGAUUUAGUGGUUGUGGUGGACCGAGCUCUGAAAAAUUUUGCUGAACGAAAGUUCUUGGUUCUGGAUAUUCCUGGCCAAGAAGGAGUGCACAUUGGAGCUUAUCCCACCAAAAGUGAUCUGCCCUCUGAUGCUACAAUUUUGGGACAAGUUGAGCUAGUUCAAAUUCCGUGGUUGCCCAGCAUGAAGCCCACAAAAUCCGGUUUCAUGGAAGUUGACGAGUACUUCUAA